AUUUUUAAUACAAAACAACGCAAUCAUCAUAAAAAUGCAUUUAUACCCUAUUUAUAAAUUUUUUAUAUAUUUAUAACAAUCAAGGCACAUAUAUUUAGGUUAAAAAAUGAUUUGCUGUUUUAGUAUAUUGAAUUAAUGCAUUCCAAUAACUCACUUUCAAAAUCACAAAAUAAAGAAAUUUUGCUGGAAGUAAAAGUAGAUAUGGGGAGAGAUGAAAAUACACAACAAAUUAAUCAAGGAACAUCAGAUUUUUUCUCUCAUGAUGAAGAAUCUAGUUUAUCAACAGUUAAUUCUGAUCAAUCUGAUUCGGAAUCUAUUCAAUUUUCUUCUACAUCAUAUUCCUGUUGUAGUCAAUGUUCAUGCACAACUAUUUCUUGUUUUGAGACUAGUGAUUCAGAUAUGGAUGAUACAUUUUCAGACCUCACUAAUGUUUCACCACUACCUCCUUCAUGCCUUUCACCAUUAUUACCAUCAAGGAAAGAUAGUAUUGUAAUCAAUGAGAUAUCAAAACUUCCACCAAAAAAUGGGGAAAAAUUACCAAAAUUUUCAUAUAACAAUAUAGAUAUGGAUUCACUGAUUAAAGCUUUGCUAAAAUUAAGUCUCGAAGCUAAGGAAAGAGAUAAGACUAUUUUAGAUAAACAAUCUAAUUAUUCUAAGAUGAUUGGAUUCAAAGUGCUAAAGCCUUGUUGUCGUCAUAUUUUACCAUUUUAUUAUCAUCAUUUUGACAAAAGACAUUCCUCUAAUAAGAAGAAAAAGGAGGAUAAAAUAAUAUUGAAAUCUUCCAAAUCUCAUCAUUAUUCAACCUGUAUCUUACUAAGAUUUGACAAAAAGAAAUGCAUACACGCUAAAAAUAAUGCUAAAUUAUUCUCUAAAACUGCUCGUAAGUUGGCCCGGCAUCGCUCCGUCAAAUGCGGUUGUCGCGUGAUUCGGGGCGAUGACGACAGCGAUGCGCCCGAGGAUAAAUCCCCUCGCUUUUGCGAUCGUCGUUUUCAAAGGCCUGGGCCAAAGGGGGAAAACAAUUUCGCCAUCUAUUACGCACUCAAGAGAUUGAUCGUUGAUGGCAACAACAUAGCAACCAAGCACAGGACUUUACGCCGCAAUACCGAAUCUCGUGAUCUGGACACCUACUAUCAUCCCUUUUUACGAGAUGGCAGCAAUGGAAUUCGAAAAAUUUUGGUUAACGAUAAAAAGCUAUCCACUCCGCUAUCCUGCAAAAGUUAUAUUAAAAAAAAGUUCGUCAAAUCUUAUUCCGAUUAAAAAUUUGCUACAAUACAAUAUAUAUUUUUUUUUAAUUUAUCGCAUUCAUUAUUUCGAUUUUUUUAUAUACCGAAAAGAUAUCACCCUUUUAUAUUAUAUUUUAAAUCUACUUGAAUUUUGACAUGUUUAAAAUCGCCUUCUCUUUUUUUUCUGCGGGGAAUAAUGACAUUAUUAUGUUUUUUCCCACUCCUUUUUAAAAAAAAAUCAUUUGUUAUAAUUGCUAAGGAGAAGAUAAUGAUUAUUAUAGUAAUUUCUAAACCAAAGUUGAGAUUUUAUUUUUUCACGCUAACACACCUUUUUUUUUCUCUCUAAGAGAAGAAUUAUUUACUGCCUCUAAGAUUUAACUACCAACCAUAAUUAUUAUCAACAAGUAUACAUUUAUAAUUGUUUUUUUUAAUGUGAAAUUCGCAAUUUUUUUAUUAUAUACACCUUUUAAAUAUAAUGUAUGACAAAAGAAAAGGGCGGCCCUAAAUUUUUCGAAUUAAAAAUAAAAUCAAACUUAAAAUUUAAAAAAAAACACUAUUAUAUUUGUUUUUUUGUAGAAAAUAAAUGAUAAGUAAAAUAAUAAUGAAUUUUGUUUUAUUGCAAUUUGUUAUAACUUUGAUUUUGAUUGAUAUAAAUUUUAUAUAAAUCUUUUGCAUAACAUUCAUUCAAUCACAUAUAAUCGAAUCUUACAUGUUUAUUUUCAUACCUUAUUUUUUUUAAAAAUUUUAUUUAUUUUAAUAUUUAUAUUUUUCAUUAUCAAAUAAAAAAAUUUGAAGAAAUAUAUAAUGUUUUAUGACCAAUCAGAAUGAUUAUUUGUAAAUAUGUUUUAUCAAAUGCAAUUAGUUGCCCGAAUUCAUAUUGUGAAUUAAUUCUUCCCGACCAAUAACAAUCCUUCAUUGUUAUGGCGCGCUCCUUUCUUUAAAUUGUUAUGGCGCGCUCCUUUCUUUAAAACAACCCAUACCUUAUAUCCAUUUAACCUAUUCGUUUAAAGAAAAUGUAAUUCGUUUUAUUUAAUUUUUUUACGAGAUUUUAUAUAUAAAUAUUGUUUUUUUUUACAUUUAUAUACAAAAAAUCAUUUUUUCUUUUUAAAAAAUCAAGGCCGACGCCAUCUUAAAUGUAAUAUUUAUUGUUUUCAUGAAAUAUAAUAUAGUGAGAUAAUAUUUGAAAUGCCAAGGUUUUAAAAAUAAAAA
Messenger RNA from Gordionus sp. m RMFG-2023, 2432 nucleotides. RefSeq lists its product as uncharacterized. NCBI's taxonomy places the organism in Eukaryota, Metazoa, Nematomorpha, Gordioida, Chordodea, Parachordodidae. The transcript has 4 exons. The coding region runs from base 136 to 1257 and encodes 373 amino acids. The record is from RefSeq and is a predicted model, not a curated record.